GCCGCCGGGACCGAUCCACGCUGAUCGAGGCCGGAGCCAAUUUCGAGAGUGCGUUUCUUUUGUGCGCGGCCCUCGUCUUCUCCUCGGGGAGAGAAGGACGGAGGAAUCUGUGAAACCUGUGAGUCCUUGUGGAUAAGCAUCCAGCUCGACAGCGAUCGAAAGGAUUUUUGAAAAAUUGCAUGCACGAAUCGGAGUUUUAUCGCGCUAAUUAGGAGUUUAACUUUAUUGUGAAUUUUACGUGCAUCGAUUUUUUUCUUCUUUGUUGGAAGCCAAAAAUUGUGUUAAAUUUUAAAGUGGAUAAAAUUUUAAAUAAAAUUUUGCACAUUGAGAGCAGGUAAAAAACGAGUGACACAAAAAUGUUGGUCAAUAGAAAAUUUCUUAGUUUACCGACUUUGAGUGUUAAGUGAUUACUCUUUCAGAUGAUUGCGAGUGAAAACGUACGAGAGUAGAAUCGGAGUCCAUCGACAGGAUUGAAAUAAAGUGGGAAAGUACAUUGUGCGAUUUGUAUCGUGCGAAACCGUUUCUCGAUAUCGCGGAGCGAAAAGAGAUUACUCCGAUAUGUGAAUCAUAGUCAUAAUUCACGCGAAGCGUCGUUUCUUUCUUGACUUGGAGGCACACGCAAAGUCCCCGCAAAUUAAACUUACAGUACAAUUCAGAUCUGGCCAGUCUCUGCAGACUUAACGUUCCAUUAAGUUGCAUCUAUAAAGUAAAAAAAUAAAAAUUGCGAUCGUAAUUCAUGGAUUUUCUCUCGGUAAUAGGUGACAACGCGAUCAGGUGAUAAACCCUGGAGGAAAGAAACGGUCCAAAGGCAGAAUCGGGAGGAAGUGAAGUAUCUAGAUUUGUAGAACGGCUACGUUGUGCUAAUGUGUGCCAGUGCGCGCGGUUGACUAAGAUCGACUCGGCGAUUUGACUGGAUCUCUCCUUGGUGAUCGAGAUCGCUGAUUUUCCCGAGCGACCGACGCGAACGUCGCGGUGAGUGCGCGUGCACUCGCGGUAAACGCGCGGGCGCAUCGACGAAAAUCUCCCGAGUCUGCAUGUACUCGGUUGCUGGCGAUAUAUCAACCAUUGACGGAUUUCUGAUCAUGGAUCUGCACGUUGUCACCCAGCGAUCGUUGACUUUCUCAGGUGGAAUCGCGCGGAGGGCAUCGGCGAAAGUAUUUUCGAUCGUCCGCAGAAGGUGAAGGAAGGAUGAAGAAUGCCCCGCGCUGGCGGAGGAGACGGGGGUAGCGGCCCCCAGAGGACAGGUGGGGGUGGCUUCGGAGGAUGGCUGGGUGGCGCUGCAAGGGCCAUGACGGGUGGAGGCGUCGGUGGCGGGUACGUUGUUCUGGGUGGCACCAGAUACGGUUUGCGGAUCUCUCAGGAGAGCCUGCCGUCUGCCAACUCCAGAGAGGAAUCGCAGGAGCGCCGGCGGAAGCGGAAUUCGCGCGAGGGCGAUUCGCGGGAGCGACUGACCGAGAGAUCGGUGGCGGAAAAACCGCCGAUCGAUCUAACGGCCAGCAUCGCCGAUUGUUGCUGCAUCGGUCCACGAUCGCGCCUACCGCUCCCACGAAUCCCGCCGGCGAUCUCCGCCCCUUCGACCGUGUCCUCGACGGCGACAGCAGCAUCGUCCGCGUCGUCAUCGUCGGCGUCGUCGUCGUCAUGCCCUUCGAUCGUCGCUGGCGGUUAUCCCUCCGGGGGUAUCGCCGCCGACUGUUCGCCGCCUCUUCCUGCUUCUACCGCGAGCGUCGCGGAGACGACGCCGACGCUUGCUAAUAAUAGUCGCGGCGCGGCUCAAACAUCGGUGGGGAACAUCGGCAGCACCAGCCAGCAGCAGCAACAGCAGCAGCCGCACCACUACCAGCAGCAUUAUCCACAAACAGCAGUGGCGGCGGUAACAUCGUCGUACUCGCCACCGACGACGACGCCGUGCUCACCCUCGACGUCGCUCGGCUACUUGUCCGGCGUUCCGACGACGACGCAGACCGUCUCCGUGCCGCGGCAGCUCGCGCAGUGGACGAAGCAUCAGACGCUCAAGCUGCAGGAACCAGCAGUGAUAGCGGUGGACCGAUUGCACAGGUUUCGUUGGAGCGGGGGCGGAGGAGGAAGUGGCAAGAAGUCCUCUUCCGGCCCCCGCAGCGAGAAGGCCGAGCGCCUUCGCGAGCUCACCGAGAAACUCAAGGGACCAGCACCGGUUCCGCCACCCAGAAGACCGUCGCGAGUGCAGGCUUUCUCCCCUCCUCCGAGCGGAUACCAGCCGUCGUCUCAAAAUUAUCCACAGACGGGCUUGAAUCCAAAUUGUGGCCGUUGUGAGGGUCGCUCAUCUCAUCGCAGCUAUACAUAUAGCGAGGGCAGCCAGCAUGGUAAUAGCAAUCAGGAAUUUCAACAACAUCAGCAACAGCAUCAGCAGCAAGAAAAUCCGAAGACGAUGGUCCGUAGUGAAAGUGUCAGUGAAGAGUGUCUCAGUGAUCGCUCGGGAAACAACAUAUACCGGAAGUCCUGCCACGACUCGAGGAAGACCUCGAGAUCAGGCAGACCCGAGAGAAACAGUGAUGACGUCAGUGACCUCAGGAGCAAACCGAAUGCCAAUGCGGAGGCGGCGAAACACUUGAGACAGUACAGUGAUUCCGUGGUGAACAGUGCUACGAGUGACGAUUUGUGCGAUAACCUGAACGCUUCCGUUGGCGGUAACGAGGGGGAGGCCCGGGAUGCCAUCACCACGCUGGAGCCGCGUGGGCUGCUCGCCUUUCACAGAUCCGGCGCGCCCUAUAGGAGUGCCUCCUUCAGCCAGGUGGACUUUAAUCAAGCGAAUCGACAGAAAAGUCAGCCGAUCGUAACGUCCAAUCGCUCUGAGACCAAAGACGUUCGAGCGAGCACGUUACCUCGUCGUCGGGGUGAUGUCACACCGGGUAGCUUGACACCACAAAACAGCCCCAAUCGACAGAGUCCGAGGACGUCGACGCCCAGCGUCGACAGCGCCGUCGGUUCUGCCGAGGGUCUGGGUGUUUCGCAGCAAGGGAACCACGAGGAGAUACGACCCAGAAGCGAUGGCUCAGACAGUCUGGCAACUUCCAGCGCACUCACCAGCCCGGAACCACUAGUUCCGGAGACGAACCAGAUUGAGCCCAGGGUCGAUUUGGUGCAAACGGACUCGCCCGCCGUUGAACUCGUUGGCCACGAAUCAGUGUAUCCGGUCGUCGAAGGAAGCAUCGUGGAACAAACUAUUCAAAAAGAAACCAGGAUAGAGCCGCACGAGGUGAUCAUCACACCACCCCCGGAGGAGCCGCGACUGAGUCAAGCGAGCGAGGGCAGCGAGGCGCCGAGCGAGACGCCCUCGGAGGCAUCCUCGCCAUCCGGCAAGACGAGACGAUAUCGGGGCGACACUAGCAAGAGGAGGAAGGGCGUGUACAUAACUCAAUGGCCAGAGCCCUUGGACGCGGACAGGAACAAGCUGUCGGCUCAGAGCAGCGAGGAGAGAGACGAGCCACCUGCGACGCCUAGCGACCUGUCCGACUGCGAGGGCCACACGCCUCGAAGGUAUAGCAAGAGGCCCCUUCGCGGGCCCUACGGCCAAAUGCUGGAGGCUGAGAUGGCGAAACCGCGCACCACCGAUAUCGCGCUCGAGGAAGGUCUUCGUCCUCGCAGAAAGAUCUCCGCGAAUCUCUCGUACAACGCGAGCAGCAACAACAACAGCGGCUCCGAGCCGCCCACGCCUUGCCACCAUCGGACGACCUCCAGCCCGACCAAACUUGACGGACUUCCGGGGCCGAGUCCUGAGCUGCUCGCGGAGCUGCUGAGAGGGUCCUCGGAGAGGGUGGCUCGCGCACCGGCGCAUCGAAACGAUACGAGGACUCAUGUGGUUGUGGAGCUUUACGAUACGGAACGCUCCUAUGUAGAGGCGCUACAAAUACUAGUCAAUAAAUACCUACAGCCCCUGAAGAGCCCCGAAAAUGCCGGUCUGGUGGAUGCUGCAACAGUCGAUGAGAUAUUUUAUCAGAUCCCUGCGCUUCUCAGUCAUCACGAGGUAUUCUUGGAGGAGUUGCGUAGGCGACUGGACACCUGGGAACUCAGGCAGACGAUCGGCGACGUCUUCCUCGAUGUGUUCACGAAGCCGGUGGUGCUGGAGACAUACACCCUGUUUCUGGACAAUUGGAAGUCUGCGAGGAAGGCGAUAAAAACAACGUGCCAAGCGAAGCCGGCCUUCGCACGAUUUCUCGAGACAAUGGAGCGCGAGCACAAGGGCAAGCUGGGUCUGGAUCAGCUACUGAUCAAACCCGUGCAGAAGAUCCCGCGGUACGAACUGUUGAUCCAGAGGCUGCUAAAACACACGGAUCCGACGCAUCCCGAUCACGAGUUGCUGCAGGCCGCGCAGAAGGUAGUGCACGAGCUGGUAGUGAAGAUCAACUGUACGGAAAGGGAGUCGCUCGAAUGGGAACAGCAGCAGACCACGCUGAGAGAGGUCCAGGCCCUCGUCGAAGGUCUCGCCGGCAUCGUAACGAACGACAGAGCUUUCGUCCGACACGAUCUGGUCACCAUAGCGUCGAAUCAGGGUACACGGAAGGAACGAGCUUUAUUUUUGUUUUCCGAUCUCCUCGUCAUCACCAGCAUCAAGCGCAGAAGCGGCACGAUAAGAAAACCAUCAACAAGCACGUGUCCGAACAGCCUGGUCGGUCUGCUCGACGCAAACAAGUACAAAAUGCUGAUGCGGAUCUCACUGGAUGAUCUCGAAGUGAUGAAAGCCAAAGACGAGAAUUUAAGACGAAUGGUACGCGAAGUGGAUUAUCUCCGAGAAGAUUGCACGAAGUUGACUCAGCUGCAGGAACUCGCCGCGACUUUGCAUGGUGCCAAGCAGCAGUUGGAAGACCUUAUCAAGGAUAUGCUGAGUCAGGCCCAACGGCAAUUGGCGGAAAGAAACGCGGCGCAUUCGCAGUUGGCUUGCUUGGAACUUACACUUAAUACUCAAGCCGGGAUCGAGAAUAUAUCCGUCAUGUUCGCGAAGCCUGACAAGCGUGCGAGCUGGGAGGAGAGUUUUAAUGAAGCCAAACAGAAGCUCGCACUAUCGGCUGACAGGAGACCGUGUCCUGAAUUCGUGGGGCCUCUGCCCAUCAGGAAAACGCGAGCGGGCCUCCAGUUCACUUGCGCGGCGCCGACAUUGGCGAACGGGCAGGGAUCGAAGGAUGUCUGGGUCUGCAACAGUGACGGUUACGUCGGUCAGGUGUGCGUACUGAGUCUAAGCCCAGAACCACCUCAAGUAACGUCGUGCAAUGGAGUCUGCAACGCCAGGAUACUCUGCGUCGCUGGAAUACCUGCGUGUACGCCUGGCUCAAACUCGUGCACGUCGAACAACAGUCCGUUUGCUAACAGCAAGAGUGGUAUAAGUAUCUCGGUGCAAGACGUGGAUGCCAGCGGCGGUAACAUACAGUUAGACAGUAGCUCGAGCUCCGACGAUUCGGACUCGGACGACAUUCCAUGUGCAGACACGAGCAGCGUAACGCUGAGCGGCGACGUAUCGAGUAUCGACAAUACUAUCACGGAGGAGGAUACGAAUCAGCCUACGAUGUGGCUGGGAACCGAGGAUGGCUGCAUCCAUGUAUAUAACUGCAACGACAACAUUCGUAUCAAGAAGAACAAAGUGAAGAUACAGCACGGCAGCAGCGUGCAUUGCAUCAUAUAUUUAGAUAACAAGGUGUUCGUCUCUCUUGCCAACGGAGAUAUCACCGUUUACGUUCGGGACCAUAUCAGUGGAUGGAACACUCCGGAUCCAACGACGGUGUCCGUCGGGACGGUAGCGUCACCGGUGACCAAAAUGCUGUCCGUCUCCGGGAAACUUUGGUGCGGAUGUCACAACAGCGUUAAAGUUUUGAAUACCCACACUCUGGACAUCGAGCACACAUUCGCCGUGAGCAGCGACCCAAGCCGCGCCGUUUCCUGUAUGGCAAACUCUGGCGGUUUAGGCGUUUGGAUUUCCUUACACAAUAGCGCUGUGCUGAGGCUUUUCCAUUCCGGUACAUACGAGUGCCUAACCGAUAUCAACAUCGCGCCAGCUGUUACCAAAAUGCUUGCCACAGGUUGCGAUGACAUAAUUCGGCAGCACAAGGCUGCGUGUCUCAGGGUCACCGCACUAUUGGCUUGCAACGAAUUGCUUUGGAUCGGCACGAGCGCUGGCGUGCUGCUCACCGUGCCAAUUCCCCAUAUAAAGCCAUCUACUCAGAGGAUGUCGCAGCCGCCGAUCGUAACUGGAAUUCCUCACGGACACACAGGACACGUGCGUUUUCUCACCUGUGUGGAAACACCGAAUCCCUCGAAACCGGAUCCUCGUCCAAAGGUGAAUCGUUAUUCAUUAAAAUCGAACAAAACGCAACAGAACAACAUCAAUCGCGGUAAACUCCUGGUGAUAUCCGGCGGAGACGGUUAUGAAGACUUCCGUGGACCUCAAGCAUCCGCUGAGUUGCAAGCUGGUCGCGAAGACUCCACAAACCAUUUACUGUUGUGGAAAGUGUGAUACGAUAUGGCACGACCCCAGGUUCAGGAUGAUGCAGAAAUCAUUUUACUUCUAGCAAGGGUCGCGGUAAAUGAAAGCCGGCAUGACACGCCGUGGGAAUCGUUGUACGCGCAGCACGCAGGCAGACGUUGCCGUCGUCUGAUCGUGGCCGAUCAGAACACAUCGGCGCGUCGGGUUUUCAGGGAACGCGGGCGGGUUCUCUGGUUGGUAUUAGCUGAGUGGAUCAAGAGUAAGAUGCGAGAAGUGCACUGCUCUCAAGACGUAAGGAAAUAUCGAUUGCAGCUCGCGCGGGAGUCCGACCGAUCGAAGACGGUCAUGGAUCUGUCUUAGUCAUCGUUGCGCGAUUUAUAAGUGGAUUUGUAAUUUCCCGAUCAUGAUGAGUUACGUCGGUCUGAUGCAAGAUCGUUUACCAAUGACGAGUGCUCGAUGACCGUGGGAUUUUGCUUUCUCGAUUACAUAUCCGAAAUUAUUUGGAGAUUAACAUAUAAUAAAACAAUUAUUAUAUUUAAAUCUGAACGUUUGUAUUAUUUUCUCUUUACAUUGUAAAUUGUUCAAUUAUUAGCAAUAUGCGUUUGCAUUAAAUAAUCACGAUUGAAAAAAAAUGUGUAUAUUUAUCUCGAGUUGCCUUAUAAUAUUUGCGAUAUUUACAUGUAUUUGAAACUGUUAACUUCUUGUGAAUUGAGCACAUGUCUUUGGUAAAUCAUUAAUACCGGACGAAUCGCGGGAUCGCGAAUUUUCUGUUGGAAAUGGUAGGAUCUGAUUCUUGAUGUCGAUGUCGAUGAAUGUUUUGAUAUCGAUUCGCUAUACACGAAGAUAUAUGUAGUCUUGAAAGUGGCCCACACGUUAAGUUAACAGAUUCCAAAACAACACAAAGGUCCAAAGAACGUGUACAAGAACGUCUACAAAAUUUAUAAAAAUGAAACCUGUUUUUCUUUAAGUAGGGUCUUUACGAUACUUUUUAGAUGUUUGUCUCGUUUAGAUUUGAUCCGUACGUGUAUUUUUUUAGCUGCACUUUCUAACAUCUUAUACGUUUAAAAUGGGGAAAAAAAU
Molecule: messenger RNA, 7528 nt
Organism: Temnothorax curvispinosus
Lineage: Eukaryota; Metazoa; Arthropoda; Insecta; Hymenoptera; Formicidae
Exons: 26
Coding region: 1196-6478 (1760 amino acids)
Biological process (GO): actin cytoskeleton organization
Molecular function (GO): protein binding; guanyl-nucleotide exchange factor activity
Source: RefSeq, a predicted model, not a curated record